GAAGUUUAAUCAUUGAACUGAGCAGCCUGGAAGUAUUUAAUCUGCAGCACCAGUUUUCCCAGAGGCCUCCAGCCUGAGCUGGAAGUGGGCAGCACUCGGAGACGUGGGAGUAACCACUGCACAGCAAUCUCUGCCCAUCUCAGGAGAAACCAAACAGGAAAAAAUGUUUGCAGUACACUUGAUGGCAUUUUAUUUCACCAAGCUGAAGGAGGAUCAGAUCAAGAAGGUGGACAGGUUCCUGUAUCACAUGCGGCUCUCCGAUGAGACCCUUUUGGACAUCAUGGCUCGGUUCCAGGCUGAAAUGCAGAAGGGCCUGGGGAAGGACACCAACCCCACAGCCUCAGUGAAGAUGCUGCCCACCUUUGUCAGAGCUAUCCCAGAUGGCUCAGAAAAUGGGGAGUUUCUGUCCUUGGAUCUUGGAGGAUCCAAGUUUCGAGUCUUGAAGGUACAAGUCUCUGAAGAGGGGAAACGAAACGUCCAGAUGGAGAGUCAUUUCUACCCAACACCCAAUGAAAUUAUCCGAGGGAACGGCUCAGAGCUGUUUGAAUACGUAGCUGACUGUCUGGCAGAUUUCAUGAAGACCAAAGAGUUGAUGCAUAAGAAAUUGCCCCUUGGCUUCACCUUUUCUUUUCCCUGCAGGCAGACUAAAUUGGAAGAGGGGGUACUGCUUUCAUGGACGAAGAAAUUUAAAGCACGGGGAGUUCAGGACACAGAUGUAGUGAAAUGUCUGACCAAAGCUAUGAAAAAGCACCAGCAGGACAUAGACGUGGACAUCCUGGCCCUGGUCAAUGACACGGUGGGCACCAUGAUGACGUGCGCCUAUGACGACCCCUGCUGCGAAGUUGGUGUCAUCAUUGGCACUGGCACCAAUGCGUGUUACAUGGAGGACAUGAGCAACAUUGACCUGGUGGAGGGCGACGAGGGGAGGAUGAGCAUCAACACGGAGUGGGGGGCCUUUGGGGACGACGGGGCCCUGGAAGACAUCCGCACCGAGUUUGACCGGGAACUGGACCUUGGCUCUCUCAACCCAGGCAGGCAACUGUUUGAGAAGAUGAUCAGUGGCCUAUACCUGGGUGAACUCGUCAGGCUCAUCUUGCUGAAGAUGGCCAAGACAGGCCUCCUGUUUGGUGGCAAGAAAUCCUCUGCUCUCCACACUAAGGGCAAGAUUGAAACACGGCAUGUGGCUGCCAUGGAGAAGUAUAAAGAAGGCCUUGCCAAUACAAGAGAGAUCCUCACGGAUCUGGGCCUGGAGCCUUCAGAGGCUGACUGCAUCGCCGUCCAGCACGUCUGCACCAUCGUCUCCUUCCGCUCAGCCAAUCUCUGUGCAGCAGCCCUGGCUGCCAUCCUGACACGCCUCCGGGAGAACAAGAAGCUGGUGCGCCUCCGGACCACAGUGGGCAUGGAUGGCACACUCUACAAGACCCACCCUCAAUACCCAAAACGCCUGCACAAGGUGGUGAGGAGACUGGUCCCGAACUGCGAUGUCCGCUUCCUCCUGUCGGCCAGCGGGAGCACCAAGGGGGCCGCCAUGGUGACUGCGGUGGCCUCCCGCCUGCAGGCCCAGCGGAAGCAGAUCGACAAGGUGCUGGCUCUGUUCCGGCUGACCCAGGAGCAACUUGUGGGCGUGCAGGGCAAGAUGCGGGCCGAGCUUGAGUUCGGGCUGAAGAGGGACACCAACCCGCUGGCCACAGUCAAGAUGCUGCCUACCUAUGUCUGCGGGAUGCCAGAUGGCACAGAGAAAGGCAAGUUCCUUGCCCUGGAUCUGGGAGGAACAAACUUCCGGGUCCUCCUUGUGAAGAUCAGAAGUGGACGGCGGUCAGUGCGAAUGUACAACAAGAUCUUUGCCAUCCCCCUGGAGAUCAUGCAGGGCACUGGCGAGGAGCUGUUUGACCACAUCGUGCAGUGCAUUGCUGACUUCCUGGACUACAUGGGCCUCAAGGGAGCCCAGCUGCCUCUGGGCUUCACAUUCUCAUUUCCCUGCAGGCAGAUGAGCAUUGAUAAGGGAACACUCAUUGGGUGGACCAAAGGUUUUAAGGCCACUGACUGUGAAGGGGAAGAUGUAGUAGACAUGCUCAGGGAAGCCAUCAAGAGGAGAAAUGAGUUUGACUUGGACAUAGUUGCAGUCGUGAACGACACAGUGGGGACCAUGAUGACCUGCGGCUAUGAAGAUCCUAAUUGCGAGAUUGGCCUGAUUGCAGGUACAGGCAGCAACAUGUGCUACAUGGAGGAGAUGAGGAACAUUGAACUGGUGGAAGGAGAUGAAGGGAAGAUGUGCAUUAAUACAGAGUGGGGAGGAUUUGGAGAUAAUGGCUGCAUAGAUGACAUCCGGACCCAGUACGACAAGGAGGUGGAUGAGGGGUCCCUGAAUCCUGGCAAACAGAGAUACGAGAAAAUGACCAGUGGGAUGUACCUGGGGGAGAUUGUGCGGCAGAUCCUGAUUGACCUGACCAGGCGGGGUCUCCUCUUCCGUGGGCAGAUUUCAGAGCGCCUUCGGACCAGAGGCAUCUUUGAAACAAAGUUCCUGUCCCAGAUUGAAAGCGAUCGGCUGGCCCUUCUCCAGGUCAGGAGGAUCCUGCAGGAGCUCGGCCUGGACAGCACAUGUGAGGACAGCGUCGUGGUGAAGGAGGUGUGUGGAGCCGUGUCCCGGCGGGCAGCCCAGCUCUGUGGCGCUGGUCUGGCUGCCAUUGUGGAGAAGCGGAGAGAAGACCAGGGGUUUGGGCACCUGAGGAUCACUGUGGGUGUGGACGGUACCCUGUACAAGCUGCAUCCACACUUUUCUCGGGUGUUGCAGGAAACUGUGAAAGAACUGGCUCCUCGAUGUGAUGUGAUGUUCAUGCUAUCAGAAGAUGGGAGUGGAAAGGGAGCAGCUCUGAUCACUGCUGUGGCCAAGAGGUUACAGCCGACAUGGAAGGAGAACUAGGACCUCCUCAGGGUUGGGCCUGAUGUGCCUCGGAUACUGACCAGCCUUUCCUCUGGCAGAUGAGUUGGUCAGGGACCACCAGGCAAGCUUCAGGCUGACUUCACCUUCUGGAUGGUCAAAAGAGAACCCCAGGUUCUCGGGUACUCAGCAUUUUGUUAAUGGUUUUCAUGGGCAUUAAAUACAUUAAAUGACAUCUCUAUUUGGCAUAUUUGGGCCAAUGCUGGGCCAACUUGUAAAACCAAAGCGUUGGGCUCAAGAGAUCCCCUUUCAGCAGCAUUCAGUAGAUGUCUGAGUUGUUAGUUCUCUUUGGCUUUGGGUCCUGUGGCUCUUGGAGACAUAUCCAGUCUGCCCGUGUGGCCUGGCUGACUGAGUUCCCCACUGGGCUGCUCCAGCCAUUGCUUGCAGUAGAUUAGUCACUCUUGUGGAUGCAUCUUUGAGAGGCACAGGGACUUGUGUAAUAAACUGG
Molecule: messenger RNA, 3386 nt
Organism: Manis pentadactyla (Chinese pangolin)
Lineage: Eukaryota; Metazoa; Chordata; Mammalia; Pholidota; Manidae
Gene: HKDC1
Product: hexokinase domain containing 1
Exons: 18
Coding region: 164-2920 (918 amino acids)
Biological process (GO): glycolytic process; intracellular glucose homeostasis; glucose 6-phosphate metabolic process
Cellular component (GO): cytosol; mitochondrion
Molecular function (GO): glucokinase activity; mannokinase activity; fructokinase activity
Source: RefSeq, a predicted model, not a curated record